AGGCACUCUUCACAACUCCACCCCUUGGGUGAAGUGUGACUUCAACUACAGCAUGCUGAACGCUCCAACUCCAAAAGACCAAGUGAGUGUGAGAGAGAGAGCGGGUGAGCAAGUGCGAGAGAGAUAGAGAAAGAGGGAGGGUGCUUCACCACUUUUGUCUGAUCCUAGCUGCAUUGUCACUGCUCCUUGAGCUUUUGGCAGUAGAGGCACCUCCACUCACCCGUUCCACAUAAACACACUCACCAUUGACAAUCUGCGACUGCAACUCCAGCACUACAGCUCAAACUCCACUUUAGUGGGCUUCUGCAACAGGAUGAGUGCUUAUCUGUUUUUCCUCUGGUGGUUUUAAGUGCUUUUCUGAAAGUUUUUUCUCCCCGUCUCUCUCGGAACAAUUUUACUCAAAAUACUUUUUUUCCAACAUCUGCAGCUCAGAUGUGUGAAAUAUUACAGAUAUGUUUGCUUCAGCGCUCCAAAGCUACUGGACAAACAAGUGGGAUAUGGAGGUUUUGAAGGAUGACUGAAGGAAAGGUGACAAGGGAUCAUUGAUGCUGUUGUUCAAGAUUUGGAGAUACGGUAGUACAAAACACAAGCUGAAAUUAAUAAUCGUCAUGGUCUCUCAAUCAGUUUUAGAAAGAUCACAGGUCAUUAGACAUAUCUGAUGCCUUACUAUGUGUCUCUUUGCUGAUGCUCGCUUCUGAAAGACUGCAUGCCUUGAUUUGUGGCAUAUUUAAGUACUCAAAAAUGGCAACUCUGACCAACAGUACUGAAUCGAAUCUAACCUACAAUGGGACAAAACACAACAGCGAACUAGGUCUAGCGUUCAGCUCGUUAGUGUCGGUUGUCAUGGUGUUCAUCGUCACGACUAUUGUUGUGGGUAACCUUCUGGUCAUCAUCGCGAUAGCCCGCACCUCCCAGCUGCAGACCACGACGAACAUAUUCAUCAUGUCAUUGGCAUGCGCUGACCUCAUCAUGGGAGUGCUGGUGGUGCCACUGGGCGCCACGAUAGUUGUAACGGGCAGCUGGAAACUGAGUAAGACUUUGUGUGAGUUAUGGACUUCAGUUGAUGUGCUGUGUGUGACUGGUAGUAUAGAGACCCUUUGCGUUAUUGCGGUGGAUCGGUAUAUCGCAAUCACCAGUCCACUGCGGCACAAAGUGCUUCUGAAUAAGUCCAGGGCUCGAAUUAUUGUCUGCGUCGUGUGGGUGGUCUCUGCUCUAAUUUCCUUCGUCCCCAUUAUGAAAAAGGAAUGGCAAAAAAAUGACAGCAAAGCAGAAGCGUGCCUGAAAGACCCAGAGUGCUGUGAUUUUGUAACAAACAUGUACUACGCUAUCUCAUCUUCAGUCAUUUCAUUCUACGUCCCGCUACUCAUUAUGAUUUUCGUCUACGCCCGGGUCUUCCUCAUUGCCACCCGACAGGUACAGUUGAUUGACAAGAACCGUUUGAGGUUCCAAAACGAAUGCAUGGGCAAUCAGGUACAACCACCAAUCCAUGGCAACAACCACUUCCCUUCAAUGUGCAAUAACGUUGGAGGUUUGGCGUCAAGGCGGAAAAGUUCUCGCAGACGACUCUCGAAAUUAACUGUUGUCAAGGAGCACAAGGCCCUAAAAACACUGGGCAUCAUCAUGGGCAUCUUCACCCUAUGCUGGUUGCCUUUCUUUGUGGCAAACAUCAUCAACGUCUUCAAUCGAGACAUGCCACGUAAGGACAUUUUUCGAUUAUUAAACUGGUUAGGCUACAUCAACUCUGGUCUCAACCCAAUCAUCUACUGUCGAAGCCCAGAGUUCCGUGCGGCCUUCAAGCAUAUUCUUGGCUGUCCCUGGAUCCCAUCACUAAGAAUGAACUUCCUCUACAAGGAGCUUCGGACUCGAUGCCCUUGUUUUCUGGGGUCUGCAGAGCCAGGAUUGCCAGGAUCUUUCCAGAAGCCCCACACACCAGCAGGGACACUGCCUGGGGAGGGAAGUGUGGGGAGCAGCCAAAGCAGCUACAGGAGUGAGGAGUUGUCGCCGGGACCCCCGCACUCCAACGGCAGCAAAAACUUCAGCGAAUUUUCCGAACCCGAGACUGAAUUGGCUGUUUUUACACCCAAUGUGCGAUGUUGACUUUAUUUUGGCAACACUGAAAAUUCUAAGAGGACCAAAGGAGCAAAACUAUUUUAUUACUAAUGUCAAUAUAAAGUAGGUAAAUUCAAUUUCACUGAAUCAGUUCUAUGUCAGUAAGGUCAGUUUUCUCAAUAUCACAUGUAAGCUGGAUUUCAAACCUGCUGUAAUCAGGUGACCUAAAAUUCUGAAUGUGCUUGUGACAGCUUUUCUCAGGGGGAUGCAGCUCUGUGAGGAGUGUUUAGUGUGUCAAGGUUGAGCAGGGUAGUGUUGAAGUUGUCUCAGAUUGCAAAAAGAUUCAAGUUGUACAUUUCACUCAAAAAUGUAUAACUUAUUAUGGUAUGGCUCAAAGUGGAAUAAUAAAAAAUAAAAAGUUAGGUGAGGUUUGUAUAGAGAAAAACAAAUACAAGGCUGAAGCGCAUAAUCACUUGUGUUUACAACUGAAAGAUACAUCAGUGUGGUCGGAAACCAGCGUGCCUCUGAGGGCCAGUCAAACCUCACGGAGAUGAAGGUUUCUUUGAGAGCUAGAGGAACUUUUAAUAUUCUACAGCAAAACUGGCAUGCUGGAGAGUUUAUGCUUUGCUUUGGACAUUUUGGCAGGAUCUCCCAGAGCUUUAAAAAAAAAAAAAAAACAUUAUGACACAAAAUGUAUACUAUGUCAGAAGAAAUACAUGAGCAGUGUUUCAUGUGAAAAACAAACCAUGUGCUCUGUCCAUUUUCUAUUAAAUGCCCAAGAGAACUGACCACCUGAAGUCACAAACUUUGGAAGGACAUUUAAAUUAGUGAUAACAUUUAAAAACAUAUUUUUGAAAAAAAAAAAAAAAAAAAAAAAAAAAAAGGUCUUUUACAUUUCAAAAGUACUUCAUAGGUGGAAAAACUGAAGCUGCAUAUGAAAAAAUAUCCUCAAGUGUGUCACAAUAUUAGCCACAACACAAGAGGUUCUGUGCAUUAUAUUUUGAGUGUCACACUAACAAAUGCCCAAGAAUGACAUUCCAAAGAAUGAAAAUACAAUUUACAGAAAGAGCAAGAAAUUCUCCAAUCCAAAAAUUAAAAUGAAAAUGAUUUGACAAUAUAAGGUUGCAAUGUUUAGAACAAUUUCAAAUUAAGGUACUCUAUUACCUUAGUGAGCCUAUUUUCUGAGAUUUAAGAGAAGGCAUGUAAAGUUUAAUCAAAUGUUGUUUUAACCCCCACCCCAACACACACAGAUACAAAGUAAUAGCUGAAAUUACAAGCCCAUAAUUCUGCCGUUCUAGGCACAUCCGGACCAAAAUCAUAAUUGCACUAACAGUGCCCACAGGGACAUCCACACACAUGAAUACUGUUUUGGUUCAGAAUGCAUAUUUGCGUUUGUUUAACUUUACCUCAAAGUUUUUUGAAACGCUCUUCAUUUUCACUGCUGUCCUUCAGAUGUACAAUCUAAAUAGUGAACCUACAGUUAUGGGGUUUAAAAUGUGGUAGUUAUUUAAAUUAUACAAUGCUCAAGGGUAAUUAAAAUAAGAGGCCAGAGGCCAAUUGUGGUCAUGUUAUGGCAAUUAUUUUUCAUUUGUAUAAACUUCUGCAACACAGGAUCAAAAUCAUUUCAAAUAAUAAAUGAAUAUUUCCUAACAAAAAACACGUGAGAAUCAUUUUCAUUUUCAGCUUUGAAAUAAAAAUGUAAAGCAAAUUUCAAUGUAGCAUUUACAGUAUAUUUUAGUAAAAAAAGAAGAAUCUCUUAAAGGUUCAAAUGUUUUUACUCUGUAUAUAUAGUAGAGCCUUUUCAGGAAAGACAUUUCCUAGAAGGGGGACACACUUGACUAUCGUGGUACAAGGUUUACAGCAGCUGUUACGGGGGGCUGGGCGGGCAAGCCCUGGAGACAUUACCUACCCACAAUGAGGUGGAAACAAUGUGCAAACAUACGUGAAUAACAUUCACACAGUCGUGUACACCAGACACCAGGGGAGACAACAAAUAAUGUAUUGAGCUUUGGAGAAAUCAAAUGGAGAUAUUCAAUGACAAUGACAUCCUACUUUCAUACAAACAACUACAUGCUUUUUAAGAUAAUUAUACACUUCAAUGUUUCAAUACAUACACUUUGUUCCAUUCACUGUGUGUCGCUGAUUUAAACAAUUAAAUCAAACAAGCCCAUUUAAUUGUAACACUUUCACCUAACAAUACUGCUAACAUCUUAUAUCCAGUUCUGAGAAAAGGUCUAGUAUCAUUUGUCUGCAGAUUAUAUUUUGUUUAUAUUAGGCAAUGAUAUUUAUACAUCUUAGUGUGGCUUAAGUGUCCAAAACUAUCCAAAUACAGUGCUUUUGGGUACACUGUAUAUUUAAACUAUUGCGUGAGUCUUAAUUGAUGUCAGUGUGUCUGACGGCGUAAAAACGGACAAGCUGCUUGAACUCAGUUUAAAAUUUUUCCUCAAAUGCCUUUUCAUUUUUUGCAAAUGCUAAAGCAAUUGCUUAAAGUUGGUUUAUUAUUUAAUCACUCUUUACCUGUAAUCAAUGUAGAUAAAAGCCUGAAGUCAAUCUACAUGAACCAGAUGUAAUAUCUUGUAUUUUUGAAUGGGUUAGUUAAUUUUGUUUUACAAUACAAAGCUAAACUUUCUAUUGAGGACACAAACUAUGAGUUGCUGAAACUACAACAGACUUAAUGUGAGGGAAAGAAAAUGUUCUAGAGACCAACAGGAAUGAAA
Messenger RNA from Myxocyprinus asiaticus (Chinese sucker), 4766 nucleotides. RefSeq names its product beta-1 adrenergic receptor-like. The record is from RefSeq and is a predicted model, not a curated record. Gene Ontology annotation, biological process: norepinephrine-epinephrine-mediated vasodilation involved in regulation of systemic arterial blood pressure; adenylate cyclase-activating adrenergic receptor signaling pathway. Lineage: Eukaryota; Metazoa; Chordata; Actinopteri; Cypriniformes; Catostomidae. Gene Ontology annotation, cellular component: membrane. Gene Ontology annotation, molecular function: beta3-adrenergic receptor activity; epinephrine binding; norepinephrine binding. Bases 685 to 2097 code for a protein of 470 amino acids. The transcript has 2 exons.